Messenger RNA from Saprolegnia parasitica CBS 223.65, 841 nucleotides. RefSeq lists its product as hypothetical. The coding region runs from base 98 to 796 and encodes 232 amino acids. The transcript has a single exon. NCBI's taxonomy places the organism in Eukaryota, Oomycota, Saprolegniomycetes, Saprolegniales, Saprolegniaceae. The record is from RefSeq and is a predicted model, not a curated record.
AAAGAAGCGACGACCGGGCCUGUCAAGUCGACGCCGCCUCGCACGGACUCUGGCUUGGUCUCCGAGACCAUUUCCCGUUGCACCGUGGCCGUAGCACAUGCCGACGCCACUCUUUUCGUCCGACGACGGCCUCGUCGCGCUCCACGACAUUAUGAACGCGCUGCUCAACCAUACGCAGGCGGUCCACGCGUACUGCGUCGAUGCGGCGGUGGCCUCGCCCCGCCACGCAGAGCAGCACCAGCUGGGUGCCAUUGCCGCCUUGGCGCUCACGAGUCUUGCUGUCGGUAUCCGUGGCUACAAGCUGCCCCGCGCCAUCAUCUUUGCUGCGAUCAGUAGCAUGGCCUUCGUGCUUUGCCCACCAGCGCUCUUGACGAUGCCACAUGCGCAUGAGCUUCAAUUCGUCUUUAGCGCCGCCAUGGGCUUGCUUUUCGCCUACCUCCAGUCGGUAGGUAUUUUUUGCCUCUGGUCCGCGUACGUCUUUUACGCUGCCAACAUGCUACUGCCGUCGCAUUGGAUGCCGCCCAUGGUCCGCGACGCCGUGACGCUGUACAUUGCCGUCACGGUCGGCGCCGCGCUGGCCAAGUUUGCCCGGGGCCCCGACAACGGCGUGAUUUUGAUCCUUCAGACCGCACCCGUUGGCGCGUGGCUGACGCGGUACGUCAUGACUCUCUUCUUCCCGACCAUCCCCGCUCUUCGGUGGACCCUCGUGCCGCUCAUGUACGUGUACGGCUACUUGCAAAUCAAGCACUUUGACAAGCACACGGUCGCAGCGGCGAAGAAGCCCCAUGCCGACUAGGCCAGCCACACGUGGUCGCUUUCAUUGUUUAUCAAGUCGUUUUCC